GGACGUUCCGAUUGGCUGCUAUUGCGAGAGAUUUUCAAACCCUAGGCAGUCCCUAUUCGAUAACUAAUCGACACGUUCGAUAAGCAUGUACGAUAUGUAAUAUUACGAUAUAUUUAAAUCAUUUUACUUGCUUGUAUACAUAUAUCUUGCACACGUGUUCCUUCCUAACCUCCAAAGCUUCCGUCAGAGUUUGACGAAAUAUAUAUGUAUAUAUUUGCGAAAUUAUAAAAAUCAACAACAGUUAUUUUGUAGAAAUCAUUGAACUUAUAUAAUGGCGAUGCAAGUUCCGACUGAUGUAGAUGCUGAUCAAAUAAAAUCUUUUCGAGACUUUCUGACUUCGUAUAAUAAACUCUCAGAAAUUUGCUUUAUCGAUUGUAUAACCGACUUUACGACGCGAGAAGUUAGAACCAAGGAAGAGAAAUGCGCUCUUAAUUGUAUGGAAAAGUAUUUGAAAAUGAAUCAGCGAGUUUCUCAACGUUUCCAAGAAUUUCAAAUGACUGCUAAUGAAAAUGCUAUGGCAGCUGUUAAAAGACAAAGUCAGGCAAAUUAAGCUUAGUAAUAAAAAUGUAAAUAAAUAGA
Messenger RNA from Cataglyphis hispanica, 579 nucleotides. RefSeq names its product mitochondrial import inner membrane translocase subunit Tim9-like (gene Tim9a). The transcript is spliced from 2 exons. The coding region runs from base 272 to 550 and encodes 92 amino acids. Lineage: Eukaryota; Metazoa; Arthropoda; Insecta; Hymenoptera; Formicidae. The record is from RefSeq and is a predicted model, not a curated record.